AAUCCAGAGAUGGUGACAAACAGCAGCACCAGGAUGUUGACUGCUGUGAAGAUCUUGUUGAUUGUCGUCGACUCUUUCACUCCAAAGGCCAGGAGACCUUCACAUUUAAAAAAAAAAAAAAAUGCAUAAAGCGAAUGGUUUUUGUAUGUAUUACUGUCACCUGUGUCUUUGUUUUACCUGACAGCAGCAUGAUGAGGGCUGCAGCAAAGACAUCUGGGUAAGGUGCCAGACCGGGGAGGCCCAUGCUUGCGUGUUCUUCAAAGUACUUCGAUAUGACACCCCCUAUGAGGUCAUCAAACGUCCCGCUCCAUGCCAGCGCAACACUGGAUGUCCCUGAGCAGAUAAAGCUGCGCGAGAGAGCGCUGCAGUCGUUGCGUCACCGAGGACACGUAACGGGACGGCUUGAGCCUGAGGAGACGGACAGACCGGGUUAGCGGGGACAGAGCAGAGACAGCAAGACCACUUUGGCCCAACACACAGACUUCCUGCACAGAGAAGGCCCAAAAUUAUUGAUUCCUGCACAGUGUUGACACAGAAGACCAAAUAUAGAAAUGGUGUUCAGAGGCACAAUAUCAGAUGCUCCAGACUUUGAUCCCAGCGCUGAUGCUGAAACCCUUUACAAUGCUAUGAAAGGCAUCGGUAGUGACAAGGAGGCCAUCUUGGACCUGGUCACCUCAAGAAGCAAUGCACAGAGGCAGGAAAUUAUUACAGCAUACAAGUGUAGCUUUGGAAAGGACCUGAUUGAUGAUCUGAAGUAUGAGCUGACGGGCAAAUUCGAGCGUCUCAUCGUCAGUCUGAUGAGAACUCCGGCGUACCUUGAUGCCAAAGAAAUCCACGAUGCAGUAGAGGGAGCUGGAACAAACGAGAGAUGCCUGAUUGAAGUCCUGGCAUCUAGGAACAACCAACAGAUACAUGAGAUGGUGGCAGCAUACAAGGAUGCUUACGGCAGGGACAUGGAGGAGGACAUAAUCAUGGACACUUCAGGUCACUUUAAGAAGAUGCUGGUUGUUUUACUUCAGGGGACCAGAGAUGAGUCAGGAGUGGUGGACGCAGACUUGGUGGAGCAGGAUGCACAAGACCUGUAUGCAGCAGGAGAAGAGCAGUGGGGGACAGACGAGGCCAAAUUCAUUAUGAUCCUGGGAAACCGCAGUGUGACCCACCUCCACAUGGUCUUUGAUGCGUACGAGAAGAUCGCGGAGGUGUCGAUCGAGGACAGCAUAAAGAGUGAGCUGUCUGGAGACUUUGAGAGGCUGAUGUUGGCCGUUGUCCAGUGCAUAAGGAGUGUUCCCAUGUUCUUUGCCAAGCGCCUUUACAAGUCAAUGAAGGGUCUCGGCACAGCUGACAACACCCUGAUAAGGAUCAUGAUUUCUCGCUCUGAAAUAGACAUGUUGGACAUUCGAGAGUGUUUCCGCCUCAGAUACGAGAAGUCACUUUAUAACAUGAUUAAGGAUGACACAUCAGGGGAUUACAAGAGGACUCUUCUUAAUCUGUGUGGAGGAGAUGAUGACUUAGCUGGAGAGUUCUUCCCUGAAGCUGCUCAGAUAGCCUACAAGAUGUGGGAAUUAAGUGCCAUGACCAAAGUCCAGCUAAAGCCAACAGUUCGGCCUGCACCUAAUUUUGACCCUUCUGCUGAUGCACAAGCACUGAGGAAAGCUAUGAAGGGAUUUGGAACAGAUGAAGAUGCAAUCAUUGACAUUGUUGCACGGAGAAGCAAUGCCCAGAGGCAAGAGAUCAGACAGGCAUUCAAAUCCCUACUGGGAAGGGAUCUGAUGAAGGAUCUGAAAUCUGAACUGUCAAAGAACUUGGAGAGGCUGAUCAUCGGGCUCAUGUUGACCCCUGCAGAGUUUGAUGCCAAAAUGAUGAGGAAGGCGAUGGAGGGGGCUGGCACUGAUGAACACGCUCUGAUCGAGAUCCUGGUCUCCAGGAGCAACGAGGAAAUACAUGCCAUGAACGCUGCCUAUCAGGAUGCUUAUAAGAAGUCUCUGGAGGAAGCCAUUCAGUCAGACACAUCAGGUCACUUCUGCCGCAUCCUUGUUUCACUCGUACAGGGUGCAAGAGAGGAGGGCCCUGCUGAUGUGGAAAGAGCAAAUGAAGAUGCUCAGGAACUUGCCAAUGCAUGCAACGCAGACUCUGAUGACAUGGAAAUGAAGUUCAUGAGUAUUCUGUGCACAAGGAGCUUUCCCCAUCUCAGGAAAGUAUUCCAGGAGUUUGUCAGAUUCUCCAAUAAGGACAUUGAACAAAUUAUCAAAAAAGAAAUGUCGGGAGAUGUGAAAAAUGCCUUUUACGCAAUCGUUCGCAGUGUAAAGAACCAGCCCUCUUAUUUUGCAGACCGUUUGUACAAAGCCAUGAAGGGCCUUGGAACAGACGACAGAGCUCUGAUUCGCAUCAUGGUGUCCCGUAGCGAGAUCGACCUUUUCAACGUUCGAAAAGAGUUCAAGGAAGCGCACGACGUUUCCCUGCACGAAUUCAUCCAGGUAGAAACUAUGAUUGGUGAUACCUCAGGAGACUACCGUAAAACCCUGCUGGUGCUCUGUGGAGGGGAAGAUUAAACUUUUCAUGUCCCCGUAGACAUGAAACGACAAACCACGAGACAAAGAGUGAUCACAGAGUGAAACUGUAAUGGUUAACGUCAGUAUCUAUUGUCAGUGCUCCUAACUGUUGCCACUCCUCAGCCAAACCAAGUGACCUGUGACCUCCUAGCCUUCCAAGCCAGUUUUCUUUUUCUUUGUUUUUGUUUCUUUUUUUUUACAUUGUAAAUGUAAAAAUGUCCACAUUAGCGCAGAAAGCAGCUUCACAUGUACAGAAUAUUUGGGACUAGUAAGUGCUCAAGCAGUGCCUUUAGAUUGUUGACUGUCCAAUGAUUACUGUGAUUUUAAGGUAUCAGAUAUACCUGAAUUAAAUAAAUUACAUUAAAAAGUGUUGUCCAUCCUUUUUCCUCUUACAUUUUAAUAUGAAAAAAACAACUAACAAAUCAAGCUCCUGUUAUCCCUUUCAACUACC
This is a messenger RNA of Toxotes jaculatrix (banded archerfish), 3000 nucleotides long. RefSeq names its product annexin A6 (gene anxa6). The transcript is spliced from 26 exons. Gene Ontology annotation, molecular function: calcium channel activity; cholesterol binding; calcium ion binding. Gene Ontology annotation, cellular component: cytoplasm; focal adhesion. The coding region runs from base 552 to 2549 and encodes 665 amino acids. The record is from RefSeq and is a predicted model, not a curated record. Gene Ontology annotation, biological process: regulation of muscle contraction; plasma membrane repair; mitochondrial calcium ion homeostasis. Lineage: Eukaryota; Metazoa; Chordata; Actinopteri; Toxotidae.